Molecule: messenger RNA, 1507 nt
Organism: Anoplopoma fimbria (sablefish)
Lineage: Eukaryota; Metazoa; Chordata; Actinopteri; Perciformes; Anoplopomatidae
Gene: cep15
Product: chromosome 17 C3orf14 homolog
Exons: 4
Coding region: 45-485 (146 amino acids)
Source: RefSeq, a predicted model, not a curated record
UACAACACUUCCGUGGAUCGGUGGAGGGGGUACUUCUACCAACAAUGUCUGCGUCUUUACCCCAAGAAACGGAAUUAAUUGAGAAACACGAGGAAAUUUUAGUCCGUAGAGACGAGCUGCUGGAGCAGAUGGAGACACUCAGAGAGCAGCUGAAGAUCCAGAAGAUCCAGAAGAGGCAGGAGGUGAAGCAGUCUGAGGCGGCUCGCCACAGGAACAGCACACUGCUGCAGGAUGUACAGAAGAUAGAAGACCGUCUCAGAGGAAGACAGCUGCCACGCCCGGACCUCCUGGCUCUGGAGACAAGAUACUGGGCGUCUGUGGAAGAGUCUAUCCCAGCUUGGGAGCACUUCCUCCUGGGUAAAGGCCCACACCCUGCUCAUGUACCAGGGCAGUCACCUAGGAGAGCCAAACAGAAACCCAGCACAGCUAAAGGCAAGGGCCUGCCUCCUCUCCCAAAACCAAGGACUGCUCGACCAGACCAGUGAUGCUGAACGAGCCACUGUAGCCCGAAAGAUAGAGAGAUGAGCAGAGGCAUGUGGAUUCUCAUACCCCAUUCAGACCCUCCUUCAUCGGCAUCAUACGACCAGGGUUGGAAGCUUUGGUGAACAAGCGUUCCUCUAUGGAAUGGAUAUUGAUUCAGUGAUAUAAACAAACUUUCUCUAUAGAAAGAGAGGGAGAAAGAUGAGGACAGAAGGGAAAAAGAGAUAAAGUGUAUGAACUAUGCUGCAACCCGAGGUCUCUGCCAACUCCAGUUUGUCCCCUGUAUGAAACGGGUAUCAGAAGGACAUGCACCUUCUGAUUAAAGGCAUCAGUCCACUACAGCUACUAAUAUCUAAUAUUGAUAGUUGAUAGCCAAUCUACAAAUCAAUGCAUAAAGCCUGCACUUUAGAUCACUAUUACAGUCUUAAAAGAGAACAUGCUGUUUUUGCUUCUAAUGAUCACAACAUGCAACUGUUUUCAUUUCAUGUUCUUUAUUCUAGAAUGAUCAUCAAAGCCAGUUCUUGUUGUUCAUUUAUUUGAUUUAUUUUAUCUUUGGUCUUGUUUUUCUUAACCGUUUUUUAACUGAAUAUGCUUUAAAAUGAAGUUCAUGACUUUAUAUAUAUAUAUAUAAUGUUGACAAAAUGACAUGGUAUUUGUAUUGAAACCAAAAUGUUGACUUCGUGACACUAACGUGUUGUGGGAGCAGUAACACCAUGCAGAAUAAACUCCUGCUGUGUCCAUCCUGACAGUAAGUGAGCCCACUGAGAAGCUUCUUUUACUUUCUUCUUUUACUUGUUUUUUUGUUGCAGUGUUGUUUCAUGGCCACUAGAGAGAGCCAGUGUCAUACAUAUGAAAAGAAAAGGAAACGCUUAAGGUUUGGACACAGUCUGUUUGCGUUUGCAAGAUGAUGAACAUGUUAGGGUAUUGUUAUACACCACGAUAUGGCAAAAUAUCAGCAAUAAUGACACACUAAAUAAUCAAACUGAUGUUUUAAGCAGUGGUAUCUGUUUUUGCUCUGAAUCAGAAA